AUGCAUGUGAGAAGAACUCUUGAUUUACACAAUGAGGUAGGGGUGAGGAUAAACAAGACUUUUCAAACCCUUGUUCAUGAUGUUGUUGGUCAUGAUAAUUUGAAAUUUGUAGAAGAGAAUGUGAGAAACUACAUUAACAAGGAAAGACGUUUGAUUGCCAAGGAAGGAGAUUCAAAAGCAUUGGUGGAUUAUUUUUGUAGGAUGAAGGAAGAAAAUAGUCAGCUCUGGUAUGAUAUUAAUGUUGAUGAAGACUUUCGCAUAAAAAAUAUAUUUUGGGCAGAUGCUAGAAGUCGAGCUGCAUAUGAAUCUUUUGGAGAUAUCGUUAGUUUUGAUACAACCUACCUAACCAACAAGUAUGACAUGCCCUUUGCUGCUUUUGUUGGUGUAAAUCACCAUGGUCAGUUAGUUUUACUUGGCUGUAGCUUAAUAUCAACAGAAGAUACAAAAACAUUUGUGUGGCUUUUCAAUUGUUGGCUUAGAUGCAUGUGUGGGAAGGCACCCAAUGGGAUUGUGACUGACCAAUGCAAGGCUAUGCAAAAUGCUAUUACAAUAGCUUUGCCUAAUACUCAGCAUAGAUGGUGUUUAUGA
Molecule: messenger RNA, 588 nt
Organism: Abrus precatorius (Indian licorice)
Lineage: Eukaryota; Viridiplantae; Streptophyta; Magnoliopsida; Fabales; Fabaceae
Product: protein FAR-RED IMPAIRED RESPONSE 1-like
Exons: 1
Coding region: 1-588 (195 amino acids)
Source: RefSeq, a predicted model, not a curated record